GCCCUCGCUGCGUCAUGAUCACGCCCGCGUUCGAGUUGAGUCAGGACGCCGAGUCCCUGACGAUCGCCAUCCGCGUGCCCUACGCGCGCGUCGGGGAGUUCGAGGUCUACUUCGAGGGCUGCGACUUCAAGUUCUACGCGAAGCCGUACUUCCUCAGAUUAACUCUUCCUGGAAGAAUUGUGGAAAAUGGAGAAGAAGAUGGUUCAUAUGAUGUUGAUAAAGGAAUCUUUACUCUUCGAAUGUCAAAAGAGACUCCUGGUCAGCAUUUUGAGGGACUGAAUAUGUUGACGGCCCUCCUGGCAUCAAAGAAAUCCAGAUCUGCGAAGCCCCUUGUGGAAGUGACAGGUUCUUCUGAGGUUCCUGUAGAGUGUAAGGAAGAUGAGGAAGAAGACUUUGAUUGGGAAAUUGAACAGUCUCCAUAUGAAGAAUUAACAGCAAAUGAUUUGAAUUCCCAGUACCAUUAUGGGUUUGGAAACUUGCGCACAGGAGUGUUUAAGAGAUUGCAGGAGGAGUUGAGUGAUGUCAUUGACAUUAAAAACCCAGACUCCACUCCCCCAGCUGAACGAAGACAGAAUCGGAUUGCCGCUGAAGAGUCUAAAUUUGAUCCUGAUCAUUACUUAGCGGACUAUUUUGAAGAUGAAGCUAUUCAAAAAAUUUUGAAGUAUAAGCCCUGGUGGACUGUAGCAUUUGCAAAAAUGAUGGCCUCUCCGGAAAAGAAUCAGGAGCAGAGUAAUCCAGAAGAAUUUCAGGUUUCUUUUUCUAAAGAAGAGAACUAUCAACUUCUAAAAUUUACAAAUAAAUCUUAUCUGCUGGAUAAAAGAGCUCGAUAUUAUGUGUAUUUUGGCUUGAUUGACAUUCUUUUGGCUUACUGUUAUGAAAUCCGUGUUACGGAAGGAGAGAGCAAUGUUGAAUCUCCAUGGAAUAUCAGAAAACUAAGUGGAACAUUGUCGUGGUUUGAGAGUUGGAAUAAUGUUCAUGAAAUCCUGGUUUCUUUUGGAAGAAGAGUUUUAUGUUAUCCCCUUUAUCGACAUUUCAAGCUGGUGACAAAAGCCUAUAUUGAUACAAUAAAGAUAUUGCAAUUAGGAAGAAGUGCUGUUUUGAAAUGUCUCCUGGAUAUCCACAAAAUUUUUCAAGAAAAUGACCCAGCAUAUAUUCUAAAUGAUCUUUAUAUCUCAGACUACUGCAUAUGGAUUCAGAAAAUCAAGUCCCAAAAGUUGGCAAGUCUUGCUGAAACUCUACAGAGAACCUACAUUACGAAGAGUCAGCUGGGAUUAGAAAUAGAUGAACUGGAAUCAGCUGCACUUCUUGUCCAGGGGGAAGAGACUGAGUUGCAAGUCCCCUCGUCGGUUAGUAGUCAGCAAGUCGCUAGCAUUGAUUCACUCACAGGAGGCUCUGCAAAAUCAGAUGGGAUUUCAUCGGUUAAGACAGAAGUCUUGAAUGGGGAUCCAGCUAAGCCUGCAGAUUGUGAGGGCGCAAAAAUAAAUUAUUUGGGAAAAAAUACUAUCCCGAUCACUGAUUCUCUUAAAUUUUGUGUAAAACCCAACAUGUGGACAUGUGAUGUUAGUCAAGAAAACCCAGUCAGUUCUUCCCAGUCUCCUAAGGCUUCUGCUCCACUCAUCGUAGAAUUGGAAGAAAAAAUGGAAACUGACCCUCAGCCUUCUCAACAGCAUGCAACUUUGCCAGUGGAUGAGGGCAAGCAACCCACCUAAGCUCAUACACACCACUGAAUCACUCAUUUGUUGAAAGAAGUAGUAAGAUUUCUUACUCUCCUGCUGCUUCUAUUGAAUAAAAAUCUAUCACGAGUCUGUCAUGGUGCAUUUUCUUGUCUAGUAUUUGUGGCAUUAUUUUGACAGAAUUAAUGUUCAGUGUCCUAAACUUUGGGAAAUGAAAGUAUGUGUUCUAGCAGAUUGUAAGCUCCUUGAGAGCAGAGUCAGUUCUGUUUUUGUCUUUGUAGUCUUAGCACACAAUGCAAAUCCUUGGCACAAAGCAGACUUAAUAAUUGUUUGUUGAGAUGAAAAUGAAAUGUGAAUAUUUUAAGCAACAAUAAAACAUUUUUUUGAUGAAA
Molecule: messenger RNA, 2065 nt
Organism: Sarcophilus harrisii (Tasmanian devil)
Lineage: Eukaryota; Metazoa; Chordata; Mammalia; Dasyuromorphia; Dasyuridae
Gene: SHQ1
Product: SHQ1, H/ACA ribonucleoprotein assembly factor
Exons: 11
Coding region: 15-1709 (564 amino acids)
Biological process (GO): box H/ACA snoRNP assembly
Cellular component (GO): nucleoplasm; cytoplasm
Source: RefSeq, a predicted model, not a curated record